UGCUAUCUUGUAGCCACUGCUACAGUGCUAGCUAGCGAGCGUACGUGUUUGGGUUGAUGACAUUAACACAGAGCUAUCCACGACUACAAGGCACAACCACUACCUGUCUCCACUCAUAACAGCCACUACCCACACAAUUUUUUCAAGAAGUUGGAAAUCACAUGUAACAAACGCUCGUUGGAUGGUUAUUGUUGGUAAACUAUGGCUACGCAUGUACUCGAUGAAGAGAUGAAGAGGAUUGGGUCGGAUGAGGCUAUCACACAGCAGAAAUUCCGUCGUGGUACUGGCUGGCAGAGAUUGGCAUUAUUUGUCACUGGCAUUGCUGAGAUCAUCUUAGGAGUUAUCACCUUUGUGAUGGCAGUUAUUGUCCUGGCUGGAAACAAGUAUGAUCGCGUUGGAGAGGGCAUAGUCUCUAGUGCAUUCAUAAUCUUUGCUGGCGUUACUGCCAUUGUUGCAGCUAUCAAGAGCAGGAAAAAUAUCUGCGUGAUCGCAGCCUUAUCAUCAGUGCUGGCUUGUGGGGUUGCUAUGGGCACUGCCGUGCUGCUUGUAAACUAUAUAACUUAUGGGAACAGGAAGGGCAGAACACUCAGCUGCAGUAUCGACCCUGAUUAUGACCCGUGUCAGGGAAUACAUCAGUAUGGCGCGAUCUACAAGGGAUUGCUGUCUCUUAGCCUUGUGGAGUCGGCCAUGGGCUUCACCACACUACUGCUGGGCACUUAUCAGGCCGCACAGUUUGCUUAAAUUACGACGGAUUGGCUGAAUUGAUCAACACUGGUGAAUUGCAACCGAGUUUUCCAAGAAUUUGCAUUUUGUGGAGGCACGUUUCUCUAAAUUAACCAUGCAGUGAUGCAGUGGAGGAAUAAUCACAGCUAUGAUAAGCUAUUAUUGGCAAUUUUCUUUAUGUAAAGAUGUGUAGAAUCUCUGCCUAAGAACGUGGUAAAGUUCUGUUUAGUCAAUUUUGUGAAAACAAAUUUGUGUAAAACAUGCAUUUUUGAAAAUGCAUUUUUGACAUGUACUGCUGGAUACCGGUUUGUUUUUAUUUAGUCAUUUUAAAUGCUCUGGAUCAGUAAGUGCUUGGUAGUGAGAUGUUACUAUAACCGCCCAUACAUGUAAUUUCAUACCAUUGAAAUAUUUGUGAAAAAAAUUAAAAAGAACCUUUUCACAAUUGUAACAUAAAUAUCUGACGAUACUAAGAUAUUCACAUGAUUGGAUGAUAUCAUGAUACAGGUUUACUUCAGAUCAGUAUUAGCUAUAAUUGAGAAAGCCGGAGUCAUAAAUGUCCGGAACAUUGGUGUCAUAGCAAAGCGAGUGCCAAGUGCACUUGCGUGCUAGUAUGGUUCGGGGCCAUGUCCCCCAGAACAUUUUAGUUAAGAGCUAUAUUUAUAUAUAUGUUAUGACAUGUCCAAAUUUCAGCCUCAAAUCACACUUUUCUAACAACAACGUCAGUACCGUGGUACCACCAACCAACACUGAAUUUCACGCAGACAGUUCAGAGACAUUUUAGCACCUUACUUGAUUACUGAGCAAUAUUCUGCUAAGACUGGCAAUGACAGUAGCCUGAGGCAACGCGUGUAUGCCAAGCAAAUCAAGGACAGAAAUUUACUAUGUAUACACCCAACCCAAACAAUGAGGUCCAUGUUAUGUCUAACAGAUGACAUCACUUUGUCGCACUGUACAUCAAUAGAUGUGAGUUCACACAUGCUACUAGAGACAAUAAUCAUAUUCCCCUACCAUGCCCAACUUGUUUUUUUCUCAACCCUACCCGGUGAAAUGUAUGAAUCAACAACUAGCGAAACUAGAUGGAAAUCAGAUAUCAGGAUACAGGACUACUUCUUGCCAUUUUCCCUACUUUGCAAAGCGUGUCUACAUUUGCGAGUGUGCCCGUGCCACUACAUGUGUACGUGUGUGUGUAUGUGUAAUUACUAAUUAAGCUCAAUGGUACAAUUUGUAACCUAAAACACCAUACUAGAGAGGACAUGAAAAGGUCCCUAUCGCAUCGCUCAACUAUGAAUCACAGUGUUCCCCUGGCCAAAAAGGUCUGUGAGGUGGUAAUUUUUUGUGUGUUUUGCGCAUUUCGAGGUCCUAGCAAAGUGAGCACAGCAGGUCCUAGACCAGCUAUGGAGGUCCGGGGGCAUGCCCCCAGAAAUUUAGCAGACGUGCAUCGCAUGCAUCUUCAAAAUAAGCACAUACGUUAUUGUUGUUAUGCUUUAGUUUUGAACUUUAGACUGCUGACUCCCUCAUUUUUCUGCGGACUACCGCUUUUUGAGGGCAGGUGGUCCGUUGGACUCCCUUGUUCAAAUGUUAAUUUCUACCCCUGUAUUAUAUAUUUUGACCAUAGUUUUGUAAAUUAAGAGACCUUGUUAUAUUCUUUAUGGUAUUAAAAAUGACACAACCAAAGGCAAUUGUGAUGGAAAAUUGUGCAUAUCACAAUUUAUUCACUGAAGCCAUUGGCAGUAAAAUUGUCUGUCUAGUACCAAAAUAGGAUGCUGACAAGUCUAGAUGGCCUGCUACCUAAUACUCUGCUCUAGGUAAUCAUUAAUUCUGUGUUAUUAUAGCAUUACUAUCAUUCAUUUAUUUUAUAUGUGCACCUCGAAAGAAUUGCUCCCAAUCGUGAUCUAACCCCCGAGCCAUUUGAUUAAGAUUUGUUACAUUGUGAAUGCAGACUAUUUCUCUUGAAAUGGUACACAGCUAACUUUUAAGCUGGUGUGAGUCAUCAAAACCUAUUUUUCUCAAUUUUUAUACAGGGAAAUCUAAAUGUAUUGCCUAUUUAUUUGGAGCAUUUGAGGUUAGUUUUUCCAAUGAUUCGUACAUGCUUGUAUUUAAUUUGUAUUAAGAUGCAGCAUUCGUUGUACAUUGUGUAGAACCGGUAAUAAAUGUAAACGUAACUUUAGUUGUCGUGUAUUAAAAAAUUAGAAUUAGGUUCUUUUGAAUAACAUUGACAAUUGUAUGCUAACUGGGUUUAGUAUCUAUUAUGAAUGUUUUGUAGUAGUGUUUUUAUGAUGGGCAAAUUCUGUAUUGAGUGAUUUAGUUGACACACUUGUGAACUGUAAACUAAUUGGAAUAAAACUAGUUUUACGGAAAUAAAACUAUAA
Messenger RNA from Priapulus caudatus, 3092 nucleotides. RefSeq lists its product as uncharacterized. Bases 202 to 741 code for a protein of 179 amino acids. The record is from RefSeq and is a predicted model, not a curated record. NCBI's taxonomy places the organism in Eukaryota, Metazoa, Priapulida, Priapulimorpha, Priapulimorphida, Priapulidae. The transcript is spliced from 4 exons.